Bacidia gigantensis is the source of this 3540-nucleotide messenger RNA. RefSeq lists its product as uncharacterized. NCBI's taxonomy places the organism in Eukaryota, Fungi, Ascomycota, Lecanoromycetes, Lecanorales, Ramalinaceae. The transcript has a single exon. Gene Ontology annotation, cellular component: nucleus. The record is from RefSeq and is a predicted model, not a curated record. Gene Ontology annotation, molecular function: histone deacetylase activity. The coding region runs from base 1 to 3540 and encodes 1179 amino acids.
AUGAGGAGCAUGACUCUCUCUGUAGCUGCUGCCACGAAUUUACCUCCAUCUUCUCCCUCGGGUCCACCUCUUCAGCCACAGAAUGCGACUAUGGAUGGGGCCCCGACAGCGUCGAGCCGCGAGCCAAAACAUCCUUUAAGGCGCGCUCCGAGCUCCAGCUCCAUGAACGCUCCUGAACACAAUCAUAACUCUCCUCUGGCAAGAAAGACAUCGCGAAGCUCCUUACAAGAGCAAGCUCGAACUCCACCGCCGUCUCCCUCAGUAAGACGGUCAUCAUCAUACAUAACCUCAUCCCCAAGACCGAGUUUGAACAAAAGACCUUCGCUUCCUCCGCCCGCUGAAGAGGUCUCAAAACCUCCUUUGACCGCUGCCGACGUUGCUCUGGGCUUCUUUAAGCGCGAUCUCGAACUCAAUCACAAUGAGUUCGAGAAGAAGGGCAAAAGCAAGGUCAUUGUUGUUCUACAAGACGACUGCUACGGUCACCGGUACGCAAGACCCCGGACGUCAAAAGCAAGUCUCAACACGAUCGUGGAACGCCCAGAGCGCAUACAUGCCUCAAUUUUAGGCCUUGCAACAGCUUAUGUACGUCUUGGGGGGCGGCAUGUGGGAGGGUAUGCAGCUCCUCACCCUCAACGACCUUCACACUCUUUUUCAACCGUGCCUUUUAAAUUUCACAAAACUUCAAGAAAAGUUUCCCUUCGUUCACCAGCCGCCGUGGCCAUACACGGUCUUCAAUGGAUGAACGAAUUGAGCGCCAUGUGCGACAAAGCAGAGGCAAACCUGCUUUUGAAUCGAAAAGAGCUCUUACGUCCCACCGAGCCAAAUGACACGAAUGGUGGUCUAGAAGAUAAAAGGCCAACCCUCCACGAGGGUGACUUGUAUCUCUGCUCCGGCUCGUUGAAAGCUCUUGAAGGGGCGCUAGGGGGCGUAUGCGAAGCGGUAGAUGCUGUAUUCAGCAAUGAGGACAGUACACGGGCUUUCGUGUGUAUCAGACCUCCAGGACAUCAUUGCUCCGCAGACAUGCCGUCCGGUUUCUGCUGGCUGAACAACGUGCACGUGGGAAUUUCGCAUGGCUCGAUGACUCAUGGACUAACACAUGCCGCAAUCAUCGAUUUUGACCUUCAUCAUGGCGAUGGUUCUCAGUCUAUAACAUGGGCUCACAACUCUAAAGUGGUUUCGAUGCCUAAGAGUACACCUAUGUCGAAGAAGACCUCCAUUGGUUACUUCAGUUUGCACGAUAUUAACUCCUAUCCUUGCGAAAUGGGCGAUGACGAGAAGGUCCGCAACGCAAGUUUAUGCAUCGAGAACGCUCAUGGACAGUCCAUUUGGAACGUCCACCUGCAGCCAUGGAAGACGGAAGCCGAUUUCUGGGCAUUAUAUGAAGAUAAAUAUCUUGUGGUGCUAGCAAAAGCUCGGUCUUUCCUUCGAAUUCACAGCAAUCGUCUUCGUCAAAGUUCAGCUUUUCCAAAGCCGAAGGCAGCAAUUUUUCUCUCUGCUGGUUUCGAUGCAAGUGAAUGGGAAAGUCAGUAUAUGCAACGCCAUAACGUCAAUGUACCCACUAGCUUUUAUGCUCGUUUUACUCGUGAUAUUGUCAGUAUGUCCGAGGAAACUGACCUCGGAGUCGAUGGCCGCAUCAUAAGCGUGCUUGAGGGCGGUUACAGUGAUCGAGCCUUGAUGAGCGGUGUGCUCAGCCAUAUGAGUACCCUCGGUUCAUCUACCAGCGCAUCGCAUCCUGCGAGCGAUGGCCAGAGCCCGAGCGCGAAGGUGGAAGGUACACUGGAGUCCCCGAAGACGGUCGGCGUAACAAAGCACGAGCCUUCGCUAGCUAUUGAUCCAACUGGAUCAAUUGAUACGAAUUGGUGGUCUUUACCGUGUCUGGAGGAGAUUGAGGCAUUGCAGAGGCCGCAGGCGGCAUUGGCCCUUCCAAAAAAGCAGCGGGCCAGUGUCAAGCCUACUUAUACCUCUGCAACAGAAUCCUACAAAGCCAAGAUAGUGGAGCCUUCAUUGGGACGGCGCUCGCUCUCUGGCUCCACGGCUGGCAUGUACACGCCUGGACCUCGCCCUCCAAGCCCUCCUCCACCUGACGUGGGCUGGGCCACAGCCGCUCUUGAGCUUAGUAGACUACUCGUGCCGGUAGAUCGCGACACUUCGUCUUGUAAGCCCGAGGAAUUGAAUGCUGAGGCUACACGAGCUCGUCGAGACCGGCAAUCUGGAGUCAGCCUACCAUCAGAAGCAAUCCCGAUUGAUUCCAGUCGUAUGCAGCUUCGAGAGAAACGACCAAAGCAGCAGGCGAAUACAGCAGAGAUGUCCAAGAAGCUUCCCUCCAGGACGAGCCGACGUAAGACCGUUGCUGAUAUGAAAUUGCUUACAUCAGAAACCACUAGCUCUUCCCCUAUUUCAGAGAGUACGGGUGAAGAAAGGCCUCGAAGACCCACGAGGAGGCGGUCAAGUGUUGCUUCUACUGUGACCUCGCUUAGCACAGAUCUUGGUUCCGAUUUCAAUUUGACCUCUGUUCCCGAAGAUCAAAAGGCUCGGCAGACUCGCCCACCGACCUCAGAUUCAGAGGCAGUGAAGCCUAGUUCAUCGAAACGGCCCCAUGUUGGAUUGACUUUGCCAACAGGGGGCUCUUCCUUACCUGAAGCACUGGAUCUUGACCAUACUGUACCAACCAAACAAGCUGUUGCUAAUUCCUUACCUUAUGUAAAUGAAGAUACCAAGGCUGAAGAGCUGAAUCAACUAACUUCCGGCAUGAAAAAAAUGAGUAUCAAGCUCAACGUACCUUCAAAAGAGGAGUAUGUAGCUCGACAGGUCAAGGCUAAGCCUGGCCCCAAAAGCAGGCCAACCAAAGCAUCUGCUGUCGUGUCCAAGACGGCCGUGCCUUCCAAGUCCAAUCCCAAAUCAUUGUCACCGGGAAAACCCAAAAGAAGAGGCAUCAAGGUUGCUUCAACUCCCAAUUCGAAGCUGGAUGCAGCAAAUGCCUCCAUCGACGCCCAUAAGAUUGCCAAUAUCGAAGUGGAUGGCGAGUCAAUGCCUGGCGUAACCCAGGGAGCCCCACCAGGAAAAACUUCCCAGGAUGAACCGCUACUGCAACCUCAAGCAACUUCUAAUCUGAACCCGAUAAGGGAUUGUCUAGAGCCUAAGUACGAUCCGAAUGAGGAAGCGAAAUUCGCCAUCGAAUCUAGCUUUCCACUGCCAACUCAAGAUCCGUCAUUCAUGCCUCCUGUUGCGGAGCCACAGCCACGCACACCCCCUACGGUUCGACGGACCAAGGCAGACCUGCCUAUUUUUUCUCCCACUUCACCCAUAGUCUUUAGCUCCAAAGAUCGGGCUAUAAUGAUUCCAUCCGUCAGAGCAAACGGCAUGGACCCUCGAGCUGCGACAGUUGAGCCUCUAGCACCAGUGUCGACCAAUCGACAGAUUGAUGCUGGACCUAAACCCAUUAUCAAAGAUCGAUAUGAUCACAUACCGCAGCCAGAAAUGGACAACGCAAGCACAUCCAUCUGGGAUGUCCCCGACACCCCGCAAAGCAGAAGCACUUGA